AACAUUUUCUUUCUCCUUUACCUGCGGACACUUGAUCUUUGUUCGCUCAGUGGAAUGGCACCAUCCUGUGGUCAAAAGAGGGACUGCGGAGUGAUGCAGCAGCAGUUUGACACACAUCAUAUUGAUUUGUUUAUAUUUCCCCCUGAUUUUAAAUUGUUACGCUCCGGGUACUUGCAGACAUAUUUGGUUUGCAUUGUGGGGAAAGUUAUCUGACAGAGGAGGCAACAGGCAGUUCAAAAACAAGUUUUAUCAGGUAGGAAUUAAAGGGCCAACCGGAGAAACUGAAUAGUUGUUUAGGUCUUGGGAGAUGUGUGAUGAUGAUGAGAAAGAAAGCUUAAAUUUGUAUGUCUGUAAACGAGGACGCAGUCCUUCCUGGAGCGCCAGUGUUUCAUGUCUCCCAGUGAAAUGAGAUCCAACCCGUUCUCCAGCACACCUCCGACCGCCUCAACCUGCUCUCCGACUGGGAGCACGUUAUCGACGGUGUCAUCGUCACACAUAACAAGACCUCACCUGUGCGACUCUGGCGAAUACACUUCCACGCAGCGGCGGACUAUGAAAAGUGUGCGUAAUGAUUAACCACCACGCUCGGAAAUACGCCCCCCCGCGCUCAUCGGUCACAGAUGACUGUCCGCUGGCCCUGCAGGCUGUCCAUAUCAGCAAACACCAGGACACUCUGAACGAGGCAACGUGGCCGCAGACGGGCGCCAAGAUGCGGAUCUCCAAGGCCAACAAGGGCGCGGUGGUGAGGGCUGUCCGGCGGCAGGCGUCUCCUCAGCCGUCCAGACUGGAGGGGAUGUGGAACGACAGAAAGCUGUCGAGCUGCGGACCUGAGGGGAGAGACGGGGCAGGAGCUUCUGGGAACGCGAUGGAGGGACACGAAGGGGGGGCACCCCGUGGUAGGAAGAAGGCAUCCAAACCACAUGUGAAGACCAUCUUCUCCCCCGAUGACAAGGACCCCAGGGUGAAGGAGGAGACCGGAGAGGGACACGCCUUCGAACCCGGAGGGGAGAACAACUGGUGUGAUUUGUGCUGCAAGUACAUCUUCGAGAAUGGUCUCACCUGUGCAGGUUGCAAGUACGCGUGCCACACUGCAUGUCGGGACAAAGUGGCACUGGACUGCCAUCCUCCAGCGUCACCCAUCAGCCAGGACCAGCUCAACAACAACAACACGCCGAUCCAUGAUGUGGAGAAGGAGAGAGAGUUGCGGACAGAGUUCAGCAAUGAGGAAAUCUGGCAGAGGAUCGAGCAGUACAACUUGCUAACCAAAGACCACCUUAAAAUGACGCUGGGUGCGGGCGGUCUGUACACGGGUUUCAUCAAGGUCCAGAUGGAUUUGCGGAGGCCUAUGACGGUGCAGGGAAGUCAGAGAAGAGCCGGGGAGGCCUUCUAUCUGCCCCAAGGAGUCUCCAACACCCUCCACGUCAGCUCCAACACCACAGUCAAAGAGGUGAUCGUCGGCUUGUUGGGCAAAUUCACAGUUGCAGACAACCCGGCUAAAUAUGCCCUGUACAAGAGAUACCGGCGGGAGGAGCAGGUUUAUACAUGCAAGUUGGCGGAUGCUGAGAAGCCGUUGUUUCUUCGCCUGGUGGCGGGACCCGACCCAGACCUGCUCAGCUUUGUCCUGAAAGAACAGCAGACGGGAGAAGUCAUGUGGGAUGCCUUCUCCAUCCCUGAGCUGAAAAACUUCCUGCGGAUCCUCGAAAAGGAGGAACAGGAGCAGAAGGACGCAGUAAUUCGCCGCUAUGAAACCUACCGGCAGAGACUGCAGGAGGCACUGCUGGAGGUCAGGGGGCCUUCUUAAGAGGAUAUAACCUCCUUUAAAAAGGACUACUGCCCCCUAGAGGGACGAAGGGGAUGUUUUGUUUUGUUUUUCAUUUUUAAUCUCCUGGUGUACAUUUUGAUGGAGGGAGGGAUGUGAACACAGAAUCAGGAGAGAGGAUCCAGCACCUGGAAGAAGGGAUAAUAAAGGAUGACAAGAGGACAGAAAAAAGAGACUGCAAAUAAAAAAGACGAACAGACAGAAUUUGGGUUGCUGGAUUCAAGAUUUCAAACUGCUUCCCGCUCGGCUCCGUCUGCCUGCAAACACCAAAGAUUCACUCACUGUGCCAUAUCCGUUCAUCCUCUCCACUGUUCGCCGUCCAUCCCUCUCUUCUUCUUCUUCUCUCACUCUGUCCUGCUGUCACAUAAUUUAUGCAGUUCAUCCUUUUUGUUUCCCUCACCUUUUUAUCCUUUGAACUUGUGAAAGACUCAAGGCCAUAUGUUGAAUUAUUUUUAUUUAAUUUGUUUGUUUUAAAGGUCUGUACAUAUUUUUUUUUCUUAAUUUAUAUGGGUGAAGCUUUUUAUUGUUUUUUGUUUUUCUUUUUAAAACAAAGUCUUAUUUUUGUUUUAUUGUAGAGAGGCGGAGCAACAAUCUGCUUGUUGACACAGAUGCUGAGAAUAGUUUUUUCAGACUUCAACAGGACACAGAAAAUCCAAGCAUCAGAACAUGAAAGACCAAUAUUUAAAAAAAAUUAUCAGCUUGGAAGGUCUAAACAGGCCCAGAGGCUGCAGUUGCAUAUAUAUGAUAAUAGUUUGGGAUAAAUUGGAGAGGAACUGGAAAGUCUGAAGUUUGCAAAUAUGUGUGAAGUGAUAAAAGAAGCUGGCAUGGAUAUGUAUGGAGUCUGAAGUGUGCCAGAAAAAUUACAGAUUUACUUUUUAAAAUAUUUGCAAGCAACACUUCAUUUACUUAAUUUUAGAAACUGCUAUAGGCUUUCUAUUUUUUAAAUAACACCUUUAUUCUAUUGGCAGGAUCAUUUUUAUUUACCGUGCAAACUUUUAUGAAAAUAACUGCACUUUUCUAGUGAUUUUUCCACCACGAGAAAACUUUAAACUUGGACAAGUUGAGUCUAAAAGGUGUUGAUAUAUCAUAAAAUGGAGUUAUUUUAACCCACAGUAGUUGUCAAAUGUAAAAGUAAAUACAGCUUCCAAUAAUAAUAGCACUAAUUACAAAGAAUGAAAAUGGAUUGUAGUUAUUCGGGAUGUAUCAGUUCCAAAAACAUGUCCAAUCAAAAUAUAUGAAUCUGAGAAGAAAUUCUUCUUAUAUUUGUUAUCCAUUUAUAUGGAAUUUAAUUAUCUGUUCAUGCUUUUGGCACAUUUAGGACUCCAUAAAAGCCAGCCUGAGAUUGUUUACAUGAAAGGAAGGAGAAAUGAAAGGUGAUGUGACAGAAAACAGAUGCAGGAACUCUAGAGAGAUUUUUGUAGUAGUUUAGUUUUGGUUGCAGUUUGUGAAAAAAACGCUGUUUGUUUUUUCAUGUGGAGUGAAGAUGAACUGGUGGGAUCUGAAGCCUUUGUGUUUUUUCCACCACCAGCAGAGUUUGGUGAAGCAUGAGCUGAAUAGACUGAAGCAAACUGCUUGAACUUUGACCCCCCAUGUGGUCAGAGGAAGGAGUGUGGAGAUUUGACAGGUUUCUGGAAGUUGACUGAGUGGUUCAGAGGAAGUAGAAAAGAAACAUUAGAUGCAGGAAAGAAAAAAAACUAGGGGAAGAUAAAUGGCAUGAGGAGCUAAUACAUGGGAAAGACUGUCAUACAAGCAGUGUGACCGUGGACAGUGACGGGGGUUUCCUCCAACCGCAAGUCACUUUGAUUAACUGCUUGUUCACUUUUUGCAUUAUGUGAGCUCCUCGAAUCCAUGAGUGCAAGAAAAGGAGGUCUGUGAGUGCUGAUAGCUGCUGAGACCAGGGAGGAAAAACAGCGGCAUUGUGUGCGUUUCAACCCGUCUGUCAGCAGGCAUUCAUUUAAAACGCAACUUUUUGAUACGCUUAUCUUGAACUAAAAUGUGCAGCCUUGACCUCAUAAACCUCUCCUAAGGAUAAAAUAAGAGUGGGACACAAAUCAAGGCACGCAGGACUGUAGUAAACAUGAGGGUUUAAAGGCAGAAAAACUAAAGAAAUGCAUCAGAGUGCAAAAGACGGCUCAAAGAGAAAAGGUUUUCUUAAUAAAAGGCCAUUAAAACCUUUGAUAUAUAUGCAAUAUUUUCUGUGGUGAUGUAAUUUAUCAUUUAAAAGUCAAAGAGGCUUUUUCUUGUUUGCUUGGAAUAUUUUUGGGGGGCAAUUUUGAAGAAAACAGUCAAUAAUCUGGACAAAUAAGUCAAAACAUUCAUGUUCAUUGCAUUUUAUCUUUAUGUGUUGCAAAAUGCUGUUUGCUGUUUGAGCUGCAGGUACUAAAUGAUGUCAAACUGAGGGUGCUGCAGGGCGUUUCUGUAGGAGACUGUCGCCAUCUAGUGGUCAAACACGCCAACUGUUCUCUUGCUUCUGUGUCAAACUUGAUUUAUCUUAUAGAUUUAUUUUGUUUUUGUUUUUUUUUUAUAACCAAAGAUAUUUUUGUGUUGUUGCCUGGAGCAAAACAUCUAUUAGGGGCCUCAUCCCAUCAGAGGGAAAAACAUACAGUAUAUAUAGUGUAGAGGUUUUAUUUAAAGGGGUUUUAACCCCAGUUCCUUCUACUAUUAAACACUGGGUUAUUUUUAUGGAAGCAAAAAAGGGCCUUUAGAAUUUAAAUGAACUAGUUUUAUAUAUAAUCUCUGGGUUAUCAUGGGCAAGAGUCCAGCAUUAUAAACUUUCAAACGCUGGGUUUAAAAGAGGAGAAGGCCCACUGGAAUAUAUUGGGAAAUGUUGGAUUAUGGGAAAUGUAAUAGCCACUGUUUUUGGAGCAUUUCUUGGUAAAAGUUGGAACAUCCUGACCAUUUUCUUCCUGACCAUUUUUUAUUCCUUUUUUAGUGUCUUGUAGAAAUUCCCAACUUUUAUGUAAUUUCCAAAGAGAAAACUCAUUUAAUAACUUAAUGGUUACAUGUAAAUACAAGAAAUUUAAACUUGGUCUUUUUAAAUGCUUAAUUUUCAGUAUGUCAUUUGAAAACUUUGAGUAUAUAAUUUUAAUUAUUGGUGGUUUUACUUUUUCAAAGUUAACAAAUUCAGAAAACUCAAAAACAAAAUACAAUUAAUUUGGCCCUCUUUUGCUUCCAUACAUUAUAGUUGAAAGUGAUGCGAAAGUCUGAAUGGAAACAGUAACUGAAUCUUGAAGCCAUGUUGUUGUUUUUUGUGUAUCUCAUAAACAACUCUAGCUGUUAAAACACAUCAUCCCAGACUAGUUGCAUCAAAUUAAAUUUUUUGGGCACUUUAACUUUGAAUUCAGGGAAAACGGGUUUUUAAAAUUUAAUUUUUUCUCCUGUGUACCGCGAUCACACGCUCUACUUUAUCUUAACAUCUAACACACUACAAUCUUAUUAUUCUUUUUUUCUGUUUUAGCUGAUGAAAGUAUAGUGUGGCAGAAGUCGGCGAUUGUGAGGUCAUUUAAUAAGUUUUGGUCUCAGUGAGCUUCCGUAUGAUUUUGCUCAGAGUUGGCUGUGAAAUAGUUUGCUUACUGUAAACAAUCCUGGGCUGUUCAACAUUAAAAGCAUGCGUUAUUUUAGAUAAAACAGCAGUCGGACAGCAUCUGGAAACUAGUUUUCAGAUGCCGUUUACCUGCUGCUGAUAGAAAUUAGGAUUGCUGAAGAAUUAUAUGUCAUGGAAAGCUUUUUGGGCCAGUAGUGUUCAUGUAUGAAGAUCAGAUAUGAUACCUUGUAUGUAUUCAGAGAUGUUGUUUUUAAGGCUGUUCAAACAUACCUAGAGUCUGAUAGCGUGCAAACCAUUGGCUCCUUAGUCUUAAUUGAAAUAUUCUUAUACUUUCUGUCAUUUUACACUAUUUAAACCUGUUUUCCUUGAUAGCGUAUGUUUUAUUUCUUUAGAUGUUGCUGAAAUUUGACUAUUGCUCUGAUUUUUAGGCUAAUUGGGAUUAAUUCUUUAUAAAAACAUCACAAAAUCAUCUUUUCAAGCCUGUCAAAUGUUAAUAUUUUUACGCUUCCUGCGUAUUUAAGAGCUUUCAGCCUUCCCUCUGCUUUUCUUUGAAACUAGCUUCACAUUUACACUUUUAGUAUUUGUUUUGUCCCCAAACUGGAUAUAAAUUAGGGUGUGUUAUAUAGGAUAAUAUAGUGUAAAAUGACAGCUCAGAAAACAUUCACGAACUUUACAUGUAAGAAUAUGUAUUACUUCAUUGUUUCAAAUAUUUAAAUCUUGUUCUUUAAAGAAAAAAAA
Molecule: messenger RNA, 6101 nt
Organism: Oreochromis niloticus (Nile tilapia)
Lineage: Eukaryota; Metazoa; Chordata; Actinopteri; Cichliformes; Cichlidae
Gene: rassf3
Product: Ras association domain family member 3
Exons: 7
Coding region: 569-1801 (410 amino acids)
Biological process (GO): signal transduction
Cellular component (GO): cytoplasm
Source: RefSeq, a predicted model, not a curated record